Messenger RNA from Poecilia latipinna (sailfin molly), 1680 nucleotides. Its product is annotated as signaling lymphocytic activation molecule-like. The transcript has 7 exons. Bases 38 to 988 code for a protein of 316 amino acids. The record is from RefSeq and is a predicted model, not a curated record. Gene Ontology annotation, cellular component: membrane. NCBI's taxonomy places the organism in Eukaryota, Metazoa, Chordata, Actinopteri, Cyprinodontiformes, Poeciliidae.
AGAAGAGGAAACAGACACUGCUCCGCUCCCCACAGAGAUGGCUGGUGGUCGCUUUCGCUGCCUGAGCUGCCUUCUCGCGUACACGGCCGCGCUGCUUCUCGGGGUCUCCCGCCACGAUGUGGAGGCUUCAGAAGGAAAACAAGUCAUUCAUAAAAGAGUUGGAGACUCUGUGGAGCUUUUAUCAAAUUUACCAGCUGAAGGCGUCACCAGCGUAGAAUGGAGAUAUAAAAACACAAGAGUAGCAAUCAAAGGUUCAGGUGUUAUUAGAAACAAUCCAUUUAAGGACAGAGCGAAGUUCAAUAACAUAACCUUUAGUUUAACAAUAAGAGACCUGACUCUUCAAGAUUCUGGUGAAUUUAAUUUAAUCACAGAGGUCAAAGACCAUCCAGGUUCAGUCUUCAUCACUCUGCAAGUUCACGAGCCAAUAUCCACAAAUCCCAAUGUGUUUUCAAACAUCACUCAGCCUGGACCAAAUGGAUUUUGUACAGUUUUUCUGGAGUGCAAAGCAAAUCCUCACAGCAACGUCACUUACAUCUGGACUGUGAGAAACCAAAGUAGUAACGGCCCCAGGCUGCAAUACAACAUUACACCACAAGAUGGCGACACCACAUUCACCUGCAAUGCCUCUAAUGUUGUCAGUGAGAAGUUAGCAUCUGAAACACUGAGAUGUAGCAACACCACAGGACCCACAGCCUCUAAUGAAGGAAUCCCAAUCCUAGUCUGGAUUAUCGUUGCAGCAGUUGGAGGUUUACUGAUCAUUAUUAUAAUCAUAGUGGUGAGCGGAUGUCUCUGCAAAAGAAGAUGGUCUGGCAGUGAUUCAAACGAACUCACAGUUUAUGCCGAUAUCUCAGAUUUUUCAUCUGAAGUUGGUCCCUCUGAUAAGCCCUGCUCUCUGUACGACACUAUUGACCCUCAGACGAUCUACGACAAGAUCCAGAUUGAACGGAUGAGGAAGGCUUCAGUGUCUCCAUACCAGGAGGUUUCCUAGACUGUUUGAACCUUUACAUUCUGGUGCACCUCAGAAAAAAAGUCAGAAAACACCUGGUGGCGUUUAAUGGUAAUGGAGGAACCAUUAGAGCCGAGAGUAAUUUUGCGACGUUUUCAGCAACUUUAAGAUAGUGGCAAAUCUUGCUGCAACGCGUGCUGUCCAAGUUACACGUUAUACCUGUUCAUGUCAAUGAGCGCUUUGGCAUUUACAAUAUGCAACAUGUAAUGUCAGACCCUCUUCAGACCUGGCAUUAACAUGUCUCUUAGUUGAUAAAGACAAACAGUCAUUGGAAAUGUAUCCAUACCCCUUGAUCUGUUUCACAUUUUAUCACAUUACGAUUGAGAUUUGUGUGAUAAACGGCACACAGCAGUGUAUAAUUUGGAAGUUGGAGGAAAAUUAUUCAUGUUCUGAAAAGGAUGACAUGAAUUUGGAUUCAGACUCUUCAACCUGUGAAUCUCGGUAGCUCCUCCAGAGUGACCAUAUAGUAUUCUUGGUUACUCAUCGAAUUGGUAUGUAGUUCUCAUGUGACAAAACACUUUGGGGAUCUUUGCAGCUGUCAGCCAUCUUGGUAGGGAUCAUACUAACUGUAAUGGUAGUUGCUAUGACAAUAAACAACCCACAAGCUUAGAACGAGCUCUUGCCUCAUUUCUAUCUAAUUUAUAAACAAUAAAAGUACAUUAAAACUACUACUC